CCCUGCGGGAGGUGUCAGCAACGGCAGCCGGGACGCGGCGCAUGCGUGGGGUCGGCGCAUGCGGGCUCGGGGACACCGAGACCUCUCCCCAGGCAGCGCGGCCGAUCCAAUGGCUGUCCCACCAUCGUACAGUGACUUGGGAAAGUCUGCCAGGGAUGUAUUCAACAAGGGAUAUGGGUUUGGAAUGGUCAAGUUAGAGUUGAAGACCAAGUCUUCCACUGGGGUGCUGGAAUUCACUGCAACUGGUUCUUCUAACACAGACACAGGCAAGGCUUCAGGCAGUCUAGAGACCAAAUAUAAGGUCAAAGACUAUGGACUUACAUUCACCCAGAAGUGGAACACAGACAACACCUUGGGAACUGAAGUUUCCGUGGAGGAUCAGCUGGCUGAAGGAUUGAAGGUGGCUCUUGAUACUAUAUUUGUACCAAACACAGGGAAAAAGAGUGGAAAGUUGAAGACCUCCUACAAAAGAGACUAUGUAAAUCUAGGCUGCAACAUAGACAUUGAUCUCUCUGGACCAACCAUCUAUGGCUGGGCAGUGUUGGGCUAUGAGGGAUGGCUUGCUGGCUACCAGAUGGCUUUUGAUACAGCCAAGUCUAAGCUUUCACAAAAUAACUUUGCCUUGGGGUAUAAGGCAGGAGACUUUCAGCUGCACACAAAUGUGAACGAUGGCACCGAGUUUGGUGGGUCUAUUUAUCAGAAGGUUAAUAAUAAGGUUGAGACAUCAGUCAAUCUGGCAUGGACUGCUGGCAGCAACAACACACGUUUUGGUAUUGCUGCUAAAUAUCAAAUGGAUGAGAAGACUUCUGUUGUGGCUAAAGUGAAUAAUGCCAGCCUGAUUGGAAUUGGUUACACUCAUGCCCUCCGACCUGGUGUAAAGCUGACCCUCUCAGGCUUGAUCGAUGGCAAGAAUUUCAGUGCUGGAGGUCACAAAGUUGGGCUGGGAUUUGAGUUGGAAGCUUAAAGCAGCUUUGAGUGAAACAGCAAGGUGGUGCUCUGGAAGAUGAAGGAAACUUACCCAGUGUGUUUCGGCCUUAAUAUUAUUCUGAAAUUUCAAGAAGUGUGAACUUUAUACUCUUCCAAAGAAUCAUUUUAACCCAACACUGAAGUCCAGAGAGUGCCAGCACAUCAAAGAAAGAUACUUGAAGGCAUGCAUGGAAGUUGUGAUGUUUGUGCCACAUUUCACUUCAGUUUCCUGUAUUUUAAAUCUGUUCCUAAAACCAGAAGGAAGUCCCACCUCUCAUUAUUGUAUUUCAUCCUGCAUGUCCUGUAAUUCACAGUCUUUUAUAAACGAUGGUCUCUGUGUGUGCUGUAGUGGAAAUUUGGGUUUACAUGAGAAUGAAAUAAAUCGGUUACAGUUGGAACAUGA
Messenger RNA from Calypte anna (Anna's hummingbird), 1369 nucleotides. It is a transcript of the gene VDAC3, whose product is annotated as voltage dependent anion channel 3. Lineage: Eukaryota; Metazoa; Chordata; Aves; Apodiformes; Trochilidae. Gene Ontology annotation, molecular function: voltage-gated monoatomic anion channel activity. The transcript has 10 exons. Gene Ontology annotation, biological process: monoatomic anion transmembrane transport. Gene Ontology annotation, cellular component: mitochondrial outer membrane. The record is from RefSeq and is a predicted model, not a curated record. The coding region runs from base 59 to 964 and encodes 301 amino acids.